AUGGCUUUGUUGCUGAUAGAACAACCGCAGCAUUCAGUGGAAAAGGAAUCCAGUAGGUUGCCUCAAGGGCUGAGGGCGAGAUGGCGGCGCUGGGCCGUCUCGGCCUCGCUCGGCUACGGCGUGCUGGCCCUGAGGCCCAGCGCGGUGACAUCUGUUCACAGCCAGCUGCUCCAUCAGACACCGGCAGCUGACCAUGCUGACAGUUCUCUCCAAGUCCAGCAAAAGAGCUCAGCUGUUGUCCAGAGAAAGUCCUACGUCCCCUCUAGCAGGGGGGAGUAUGUUGUCGCCAAACUCGAUGACCUGAUCAACUGGGCACGAAGGAGCUCCUUGUGGCCGAUGACGUUUGGCUUGGCGUGCUGCGCCGUGGAGAUGAUGCACAUGGCAGCUCCUCGCUACGACAUGGACCGCUUCGGGGUGGUUUUCCGCGCCAGCCCCCGCCAAGCUGAUGUCAUGAUCGUGGCGGGCACCCUGACGAACAAAAUGGCUCCGGCUCUGCGAAAGGUCUACGACCAGAUGCCAGAGCCUCGCUACGUGGUCUCCAUGGGGAGCUGUGCCAACGGUGGGGGUUACUACCACUACUCCUACUCGGUGGUGAGGGGGUGCGACCGCAUUGUGCCGGUGGACAUCUACGUGCCAGGUUGCCCACCUACGGCAGAAGCUUUGCUGUAUGGAAUCCUGCAGCUUCAGAAGAAAAUCAAACGAGAGAAGAAGAUUCAGAUCUGGUACAGGAAAUAGCCUCUUAUUUAUGACCUACCCACUUACUGCCCACCGGGGGCACCUGCUUGCUUUCUUACGCACAAAACAACAAGUAUUGUCACAAGCCUUCCAAUAAACCAAUACGUGGUUAAGA
Anas platyrhynchos (mallard) is the source of this 850-nucleotide messenger RNA. RefSeq names its product NADH:ubiquinone oxidoreductase core subunit S7 (gene NDUFS7). NCBI's taxonomy places the organism in Eukaryota, Metazoa, Chordata, Aves, Anseriformes, Anatidae. Gene Ontology annotation, molecular function: quinone binding; 4 iron, 4 sulfur cluster binding; NADH dehydrogenase (ubiquinone) activity. Gene Ontology annotation, biological process: aerobic respiration; mitochondrial respiratory chain complex I assembly; electron transport coupled proton transport. Gene Ontology annotation, cellular component: respiratory chain complex I. The record is from RefSeq and is a predicted model, not a curated record.